AAUGAUGUUCGUCUUGUGGCGGUAGGAUUGCGCUUGUUUGACAUGUUUAGAUGCAGAAAUCGCCGCAUCUGUUGAAAGGCGAUGAAUGGGCUGGGUCUCGGGGCUGUUUAGGGGACUGUAAGAUAAGAGAUGGGCGGGUGUCAACUGGUUGGAAACAGAUUGCUUCUUGAAUAACCGAUUGCAGAUUCUAUUCCAUUCGCAGGCGGUUCAGACAGGGGCAUAGAACAAAUCUGAAUCCCACGAGCACCUCGGGCCUCCCUACUCACCCGUGGGAUCCUACUGCCACAAGCCCAGCCCACAACCGUGGUGCUCCUCCCUCCCUACCUCUCUGUCUGGCAGGGGGCCCGUAUAAAGGCGUUCGCAUCAGUUUUAGAGAGAGAAAGAAACCUAAAACCCUGCUCUCCCGAUGGCGGCGGCGAACGGCGGCGCCUCCCGGCGCUCGCGGCCGAACGUGUUGGUGACGGGGACUCCGGGCACGGGGAAGACGACGACGUGCUCCCUCCUCUCUGAAGCUGCGGGUCUCCGCCACGUCAACAUCGGCGACCUCGUCCGCGAGAAGAGCCUCCACGACGGCUGGGACGACGACCUCGAGUGCCACGUCAUCAACGAGGACCUGGUCUGCGACGAGCUUGAGGACAUGAUGGAAGAAGGUGGUAUACUGGUAGAUUACCAUGGAUGCGAUUUCUUUCCGGAGCGUUGGUUUGACCUAGUAGUUGUGCUCCAGACUGACAACUCAAUUCUGCAUGAUCGCUUGACCAGCAGAGGUUAUACGGGUUCCAAGCUCUCAAACAACAUAGAGUGCGAGAUCUUCCAAGUGCUCCUGGAGGAAGCGAGGGAGAGCUACAAAGAGGACAUUGUGAUGCCCUUGCGAAGCGACAAUGUGGAGGAUAUUAGUAGGAACGUGGGUACAUUGACAGACUGGGGCUGCAGCCUGCAGGUUCAUGUUAUUCUUUGGCUGGAUCUGCUAUGCGCGAUUUGCAAGUGCCUGUAUUGACCAGUGGCGACAUGGUCCACACCAUGCAGACUGCUUCGACGUACUAACCAUUGUGCAGGUCGGCAUGUCGCAACGGGUUAAAGGUGUGGACCAUGCGAUGGAUAGCAUCAGCAUCAGAGAGGUGCUACAGGAUGUGCUCUAAAGUAUUUUUCAUAAUGAAACGAUCUUGUGUUGGGUUCACUUCUAAGAAAAUCUGCUAGCGCAAGUGAUUGUUCGGUCAAUGCUAAGCCAUGGGAAAGCAAUGGGUGAACGAGAAGAAACUGCUGAUCAAGCUAGUCAGAACAUUGAAAAGCUGGCUAAUUCUGUGCGAAGAUGGUCAUUUGGGAGAAAUGGAGCUGGUGUUGGAAGCUUUGAACAUGAAGAUUCAUCAACCUCUACGCCUAACCAAUGGACACUCAGAAACCUCACACUCCCAGAUGCGGGAGCUGUCAGGUUUGGGAGUAUUGGAUGGGGGAUGCAGAGGUGCCAAUCAACAGGAGAGGAGCAGGGAUAUCGGGGCUAGCACACUCGAGCUGAAUGCUGAUGAUCUGACAAGCUACAUUAUGAGGAGUGUGUGUAAUAUGGUGUUAGAUGACCUUGAUCUCGAUGUCGAAAUAGACGGGCGCGCCACGAAUACGCUUCAAGACCUAUGUUGCUUUGUUUCCUUGAAAUAAAGCGGGAGAACCUUGACUCUAAAUUUUUUUUUGCGGAAGGUGACUUCACUUAUUCGUGUUUUUUUUUUAAAAAACAGUGCUUCCAUGUUACCAUGUAACCCUAAUCAGCUGAACGAACACUGAAAUAGCUCAGUUUCAUUGUCAAUAUUAAUUCCUCACAUUAAUAA
Molecule: messenger RNA, 1814 nt
Organism: Setaria italica (foxtail millet)
Lineage: Eukaryota; Viridiplantae; Streptophyta; Magnoliopsida; Poales; Poaceae
Product: adenylate kinase isoenzyme 6 homolog
Exons: 6
Coding region: 407-994 (195 amino acids)
Cellular component (GO): nucleus; cytoplasm
Molecular function (GO): ATP binding; AMP kinase activity; ATP hydrolysis activity
Source: RefSeq, a predicted model, not a curated record